Molecule: messenger RNA, 2281 nt
Organism: Corylus avellana
Lineage: Eukaryota; Viridiplantae; Streptophyta; Magnoliopsida; Fagales; Betulaceae
Source: RefSeq, a predicted model, not a curated record
UUGGAUUCUUGCGGUUGAAGCGAACUUAGGUGGGCCAUGGCAGAUUCAAAAGAGAAAGCAACUGGAUAAUGUUCAUCUAUUGCUCCAUUCACAUUCGAUAGCUCUCCCUUUCAUUCUGUUGAUUUGAGUCUGUCUUUCAGUGUUUGGCCUCAAGUUUUGAACUUCGAUAGCGUUUCAAAGAACUCAUGGGAGAUGUACAUAUCGAAACAGAAAUAUCUGAAAUCCCUUCAUCAGUCGGACAUUUUUCAAGUAAUUGUUACCUCCUAGAAGUACAUGGUCAUCAAAAAAAGCAGUUGGUUCAUGGUGAUGCUGUGACGAACACUAGUCUUUUUAUGGAUGUUCUGGGAUAUUAUUCGUUAGUGGAUGACAUUGUCACCCAUCUCUUAACUCUGGCUAGUUAUGUGAGUCACCAGUUCAUUCAAUUUAUUGAGGAUAUCGUAUUUAGAGAUGUCAAUAGAUGCUCAAAAGAUUUGGGGGUUCUUUCUUCUGAACAGAAUCCAAGAUACUUGUGCCACAGCAUUUGUAGACCUGUUGCUAGCCUUACAGUCCUGGAAGGAAAAACUGCAGAACUCAGGGAAGAAUUGCUUGUAAAUACAAGAUCUGAAGUUGUCGAAAAUAACUACAGCUAUGGGGGUGUCCCUAUUUUUUUUCAAGGGUUGAUGCUUCCAUUAUUCAGUUUACGAUUUGCCUGGAGGUUGGCGUUUUACUCCUGGAAACAGUCUUUUUCUUACAUUAGAUGUAUUCAAGUGCAAGUUCAGAGCAUUAUAUUUCGACUGCAUAAAACUUUGCGUGGUUCUUCUGAUGACAUUGGAUGGUUGCAAUGCACUCCUGGAGUGGCUCCUGUUGAGGAUGGGACGCCAAGAUUCUUGGAAUUGCUUGCAAGCAUAAGAAAUGGAGAGCACAAACUUCCUAAUUCAUUUGUUUAUCUACUAAUUCCAGGCCUCUUUAGUAAUCAUGGUCCCUUAUAUUUUGUGGGCGCUAAAAGAUUCUUUUCAAAGAUGGGUCUAGCUUGUCAUAUUGCAAAAAUUCACAGUGAGGCCUCAGUGGAGCACAAUGCAUGGGAACUGAAGCAAUAUAUCGAGGAGCUUUACUGGGGAUCUGGGAAGCUUGUGAUGUUGCUAGGGCACAGCAAGGGUGGUGUUGAUGCUGCGGCUGCAUUAUCAAUUUACUGGUCUGAUUUGAAAGACAAAGUUGCUGGUUUGGCACUGGUUCAGAGCCCCUAUGGCGGCACCCCUUUAGCUUCUGAUAUUCUCCGUGAAGGCCAGAUUGCUGACAAAGAAACCCGGAGGAUCAUGGAGUUCUUGAUAUGCAAGCUAAUUAAGGGUGACAUAAGGGCAUUGGAGGACCUCACAUAUGAGAAGAGAAAGGAGUUCAUCAUGAAGCACAAGCUUCCUGAGAACAUCCCGUUGCUCUCCUUCCACUCUGAAGCAAGCAUAGCUCCUGGUGUCCUUGCAACAAUGACCCACAUAGCCCAUGCAGAACUUCCCUGGCUUCCGUUACCAAACCUUGGGAAUGAGGAGCCUGAUAGUUUUGGACGUCAGGUGCCUGUAGUGAUUCCUCUAUCUGCUGCCAUGGCUGUGUGCGCACUCCACUUGCUGCUCAGGUAUGGGGAGAAGAGUGAUGGUCUAGUGACGUGCCGUGAUGCGGAAGUUCCAGGCUCGGUUGUAGUCAGACCAGACCAGAAGCUUGACCAUGCCUGGAUGGUGUACUCUUCAAGGAAGAAGAAUCCUAGUGAGCCUGAUGCUUGUGAAAUGUGUGAGGCUCUUCUUACUCUGCUUGUGGAGCUUGGGAAGAUGAAGCAAGGAGAAAGGAAGUAACCCAUAAUUCAAAACAGGGCUUUUUUGGUCAUAGCAUGUCUACUUAGUUUGCUACAAUCUACAUGUUUCCAUAACAACAGUUCAGAAGCAAUGAAUGGUAGCAAAAUCCAGCUACUUUAGUUGUGGAUAUUUUCUCAUUGAAGUGCACAAUGGUUUUGGAGAUGAGAGGCCUAUACGGUAUGAAGGGUGAGAGCCCUAUGGGCUAUGGAGUAUUGACAGGGUAUUGGACAAAUAUGAACUCUUUUUUUUUUUUUUAAUAUAUAAUCUUUUUCUUCUCCCGCCGCCGGGGGGGGGGGGUUGGCCGUGCUGGAUUGGGGAUAUGUAUAGACUUAAAAGUUCUAAACAUUAUGCAGGACUUGAACUAAAGUUCAUUCCAUGUUGUUUCCAAUUUGUCAUGAGGCUAAGGAUAAUUGUCUUUUAUUUUGUACCUCAUUGAGAACUUUCUACAUUUUCUGAGUUUUCAA